Molecule: messenger RNA, 7059 nt
Organism: Amborella trichopoda
Lineage: Eukaryota; Viridiplantae; Streptophyta; Magnoliopsida; Amborellales; Amborellaceae
Source: RefSeq, a predicted model, not a curated record
AAAAUAAAUAAUGGAACUAUACAUAAAGUAAGAGACAAGUAAGAUUAUUUUUGGGCUUUUGGCCUUUACCUGGAUCUGUAGUGUCCUUAUUUCGAGCGGCAAUAUCUCUCCCAAAGUUUCCAAAUGCUAACUUGAACUUAAUCAAUUCAUGGCUCUAGAUCUCAUCCUGGAUAUCUUUGUUUGGCACCAACCUCUUCAGCACAUCUAAGAACCCACCAUUUAUUACACGAUCUGAUUCAAUGGAUGGGUGCUUGUAGUGAAGAGAUGGGUUUAGAAAAUAACCGGCUGAAUGGAGGCGCCCGUGAAGCGGGCGAGAUGCGGCCAUGAUGCGGCUGUAUCUGUCAAAAGCGCAUAUGCGACUGAACAGGAUGCGGAUGCGAGCGCAUCCCGCAUGAUGCGGCCGCAUCUGUCAAAAGCGCAUAUGCGACUGAACGGGAUGCGGAUGCGAGUGCAUCCCGCAUGAUGCGGCCGCAUAUGCGGCCGCAUUUUAAAACAUUGCUGACUAUGUCCCAAUACUCCUUGAAGGAUGCAAUUGGGAAGCCAUCAGGCUCAGGGACCUUGUCGUUUGCUAGAACUUUGACCGCUUUAAGAAUCUCAGAUUCAGCAAAAGGUCGCUCUAGCCAUGCUGCUUGGUCUUCAUUGAGAGAAAGGAAGUCUAAGGUCAAGAAUCUUGGUUUGGGUUCCGAGGGAGCUGAGUAUAAGUUCUAAAAGAAGUGAAGGAUGGCUUGUUGAAUAUCACCAGCUUGGGUAAUGUAAAAAUUGCUGACUUUUAUUAUCUAUAUAGCGUUGUCUCUGCAUCGACAAUUUGCUAUCCGAUGAAAAAAGCCAGUGUUAUGAUCCCUUGCUUUCAGCCACGAAACUCUGGAUCUCUGAAACCAAAAGAUUUCUUCUUUUUUCAAGGUGGCGAGGUACUCCAUCUUAGUCUUAGACCAAAGAUCUAGUCCUGAGACGUCUAAGGGACUGGUCUCUUCAAUUUCGUCAAGGUUCUUGAUGUUUUCCAGUAAUGAGGACUUUUUUUGCACGAAAUUCUCAGGGAUGGUUUUGCUCCUUUGAGAAGCUGAAUUUUUCUUUGAGGGAUAAAUCCUGCUCUCCCCGAGACCUGAGAAUUAAAGGAAGUCCACAAGGAUUUAACAAGGGUUGGGAGGUCCUUCUCAAGAAGCUAGUGCAAAUCGAAUCGAAAGGGUCGAGGGCCCCUUAUAAUAGCUUUCGUAUCGAGAACGAUGUGACAGUGGUCCGAAGUAGGUUUGGGUUGGGCGAUUGCGAUCUAGGGAAAAAUUCCUCCCAGUUUGCAGAAAUCAAUAACCUAUCAAGUUUAGAGAGGGUGGCGUUAGAACUGUGGUUGGACCAAGUGUAAUUGCGGCCUGGGAGAGGGCUAUCAAUCAGCUGAUUACAGUUAAUAAAAUCUGAAAAAUUCCUCAUUUAUUGGGUGAUAGAAGACGAGGAGUUCCUCUCGUGGGACCAGCGGACCACAUUACAAUCUCCCCCCACACACCAAAUGGGAUGUGGAAGGGAGGCUAUGUGAUCCAACUCAGUCCACAAUUUUUGUCUGAAGUUGUUGGAAUUGGGGCCAUAAACAGUCUGAAAUUUCCAGGGAGUUCCAUCUGAAAUAUUAGAAAGUAGGAGGGUAAUAGAAAAUUCCCCUACGAAAUGAGAGAGGAGGGAAAGGUCUGAUUGGUUCCAGAUCACCCAUAUACCUCCUAAGGCUCCAUCAGACGACAACGAGACUCACUGGCAAGGUCUCCUGCCCCAGACCCGACGAACAAUCUUAAGGUCAGGUUCAGGUUGUUUGGUUUCAAGAAUGGCCAAGAUAGUUGGGGAGUGUUUCAGGGUAAAGGCUUUGACUGCGUCUUUCUUAAAGUCCUCACCAAGGCCUCUAAUAUUCCAAAUGAGCAGCCUCAUUUGAGACCGGUGAAAGUUGGGGAGGAGGAUAGUCUAGGGGACCUCCUCGGACGACCAAGAAUGGAUGGGGAGGGGCUGAAAUCAUUAAUUUCUCUAGGAAAGGAAAGGAAGAGAAAAGGUUGCAAAGCUCUCUUUGACCUUUGAUUCUUACCUGCAGUUUGCUCUCUGCACCAGCGGUGAUGAACUUGCGAGCUGGUCCUUCAGGUCCAUUGUGCUCAAAACCUAUAAUCCUAUACAUAGUUCUCAUCCUAUCAUCAUCCGGAUUAGACCUGACAUCUGGACUUUCUUCUACGUCCUUGGCACCUAGAGGCCAUGGUUCAUCGAGAGUUUCUUCGGAUGAGGCAAGGCUCUGUUCCGUUGGGUAAAGGUCAGAGGGUAGGGUUAGGAGAGGAGGGGAGCUAGGGCUAGUGCAACGGGAGGAGAGAAGGCCAGCACAGGUUCAGAGACGGGAGGCGAAGGAAGGAGGGGUUGGCCGGGGGUACAAAACGGAACGGGGGAGGGAGGAGGGUUAACUACCGGGGUGAUCUCCAGAUCUUGAGCAAGAGGAUUAGUGGGUUAAGCCGAGAAAUGGGCAAGAAAAAUUGGUAGGAAGUAGAUGGUAGGAACGUAAGUCAGGAAUUGAUAAGUCCGGAUGGAGGUGUAAGAGGAUAGGGAGUAAGGGGAAUCUGGGGGCCAAACAAGGUGAGGGGUAAAGGAAAGGUGGGGGGCCAGGAUGUCAAUGGCUGAGGCUGCAUCAGGAGGGGAGGGGUCUAGCGAAAGGGCAGUGUCAAUACCAACUGGGAAGAAGUCGUUAUCCAUCUUCAGAGUUGGGAUAGGCUUGGAGCCCUCGGGAGAGUGGGAGUCAAGGUUAAACGGAUAGAAAGAAAGAGAGGAAGGUAGGGUGAAGAUGAGGGCCAAGCCACCAAAAAGAAGGUUGGGGUGAACCAGAGCUAGGUUCGAGGCUCUGCGCGACCCCAAUACAGCUUGAUACUGGACUUAAAAAUUAAGAAUGCAGGAGUACAUGGUUUUCUUAAUUGUUGAUUGUGUUAUAGCCUUUGUAGUAAUGACCUUGCUAGGAUAAUGAUUAGGCUCACAAGUGUCAUGGUUAAUUGCCUGGUUGAAUCAUGCUUUGGUUAAUGUUGUUCACGGAAUGAGCUGAAUAAUACAACUUACAAUGUGGGGGUUUGACUUGUUACGGUUAUAUCAUAUUCCUUGUAACAUUUUAGCUGCAUGAAUCUAACUAACUAUUCGACUGAAUCCCUUAAUUUUGGACUCUUGAACCACCUCAUAUUAAAAUAAAAUGAAGAAGGAUUUCUUCCUUGGGUCCAUAUAGCAUUAAAUAUUAUAAGAAUUGUAGUCCAUAAUUUCCUAAUGUGGUCAAUAAUUUCCUUAUGGGGACUUAUGGCCACAUUGAGGGUAUGACCCUUGAUAGAGCAGAUUGGCGGACAAGGAUUGGUGUAGCCGACCUCAAAUAGUUGGGAAAAGGCUAUGAUGAUGAUGAGUCCAUAAUUUGCUUAAGUAGGAAUUAUUGAUUAAAAAGUCGGCAUAAGGAGGAGUCUCUGAAUAACAUAAGAAAAUAUUUCCCACCAAUCAAGCAAACUUAGGAAGUAUUUGAUGCAAGUUGCCACUAGGUUGUCUUGGUUAUUAGGACUAGUGAAACAAUAUUGUCUCACUUGAAGAUUAAAAGGUGUAUCCUAUGUCUAUAAGUUGUAGACAAUAUAGAUGGAUCACACUACAAUUUCAUAAUUGACAACAUGCUCAGUUCUAUCCAACUCUAUUGUUUUCCCAUGCUUUCCACAAUUCGCUUCGAUUCCUAAGUUUGCCAAGGAGAUACUUGAUAUUUAUGACCCAUGCAACUUUCCCUAACUAAUUCCCCAAUUAGGAUGGCGAUUCCGCUCCAUAAUCUUGUUCUGGCUCCCCAAGAGAGGGGUUUUCAAGGGAUGCUAAAUUUUAAAAUUUGGAUCUUUGGCCCCAAUGUUAGGGAUCAUGAUCCCAAGUUGCAAGGACCAUACUCGAUUGAUCGGGUGUUAACCAUAGAAAAAAACAGUUUUAUAUGUAUAGCAUUAUGUACUAUAUGAUAGUACAACUAGUAUAUAGUAAAGUACUACAAUGUGUGUGCACGCAGACAUAUUUUAUGAUACUAUAGUGUGUGUGUGGCUCACACACACACACACAUAUUAUACUACUAUAUACUACAAUACAAUAUAGUACACUACAGUACUAGUUUCUAUACUAUACUAUAUGCACAAUGAUAUGUACUACUGUUUACUUUUAUUUUCUAUAAUAUCCAAUUUGCUCUGAGUUCUUAUGCUUAUUUUUUUGUGUAAUUUCAAAUAUGAAAUGGCUUCUAACAAAUGCAUUUCCUUUUGAGGUAUUGCUUACUGACCUUUUUAUGAGAGACCAAGUACUUCAUCAUAAAUUGAGGAGAGUUUUACAAGCAAGUGUGGUUAGCUCUAUUGCAAAAUAAUUUGAACUGGGGUUCAAAGACGUCGAGAGUUUCUUUGCAAACUUUGCUCUCUCUUAUUGUCAAAAGAUUGAUUGAUUCCAACAACAUUGAGGGAUCUUUGUGGCCUCCGACAUAUUGGGCUUUUCUUGCUAUGAUUGGACCGCUUAUAAAAAAACGUGUAUCUUUGUGUAUGAGUAUUGGUGUAGCACAUUGUUAUAGGCAAAAUGUUUGAUUGUGGUUACAAAUCGCAAUUGAUUGGUGGACAAAGAGAAAAGUUUGUAAGACUGGAUGAUUUAGGCCCCAGAGCAUCCCUAGAUUCUGAGAGGGAUGGAAUGAGCAGAUGUGGGUUUGGCAUCGAAGGCUUAAGAAAGUCAUCUCAUGGUCCAUCAACCUCUUUUAAAAGAGGAAUGAGAAAAGGAUCUGAAGGAUUGAAAUCAAUUGGUCGAUCACUUCGAUUUGGAGUUUCGAGGGUAGCAUUUGCAGAGGAUCUUAAGGUGUCAGAAAAGAAGAUAUUUGAUCCUCAAGAUAAAUUCCUUCAGUUAUGGAAUAGGCUUUUUGUGAUAUCAUGCAUCCUUGCCGUAUCUGUGGAUCCUUUGUUUUUUUAUCUUCCUGUGUUCGAUAGUGUAUCAAAUUGCCUCGGCAUAGAUAAGAAGUUAGCCAUUACGUGUACCACUUUACGCUCACUUCUUGAUGCUUUCUAUGUAAUUCGCAUGUGUCUACAAUUCCGUACAGCAUUCAUUGCUCCAUCAUCCCGGGUCUUUGGUAGAGGAGAACUUGUGAUAGAUCCUGGUCAGAUAGCAGAGCGGUACUUGAAAAAGUACUUUGCAGUGGAUCUUCUAUCGGUGGUUCCUGUUCCACAGGUUUUGGUAUGGAAAUUCCUUUCAGGAUCCGAAGGUUCAGAUGUAUUGACCACAAAAAAUGGUUUACGUUAUGUCGUCAUGGUACAAUACAUCUUUAGGUUUAUCCGAAUUUCACCAUUGACUUCGGAGGUGAAAAGGACGGCUGGUGUAUUUGCUGAAACUGCCUGGGCUGGUGCUGCAUACUAUUUAUUGUGGUACAUGCUGGCAAGUCAUAUGGUUGGGGCUUUCUGGUACUUGCUUGCUGUUGAACGUGAAGAUGCAUGCUGGCGUUUUGCUUGCUCUACAAGUGACAGCUGUAACAAGAGUUACUUAUAUUGUGGCAAUCAGAAUUUGGAAGGUUUUCAAAGAUGGUCCAGCAUCAGCAAGGGAGUUCUGGAUGGUCAAUGCUCUGCUGAUAGUGACAAUUUUGAUUUUGGCAUUUAUAAACAAGCACUUUCUUCAGGAAUUGUUGCAUCAAAGAAGUUCUUGUCAAAAUAUUGUUACUGCUUGUGGUGGGGUUUGCAAAAUUUGAGUACAUUGGGACAAGGUCUCCAGACAAGCACUUACCCUGGGGAGGUUAUCUUUUCCAUAGCUCUUGCCAUUCUCGGGCUCAUACUCUUUGCCCUCCUUAUUGGUAACAUGCAGACCUAUUUGCAGUCACUCACAAUUAGACUGGAAGAGAUGAGGGUGAAACGGCGGGACUCUGAGCAGUGGAUGCAUCAUCGUAUGCUUCCUCAGGAUCUUAGGGAGCGGGUCAGGCGUUAUGACCACUACAGGUGGUUGGAGACUAGAGGAGUAGAUGAGGAGAGCUUGGUUCAGAGCCUUCCCAAGGAUCUCAGGAGGGACAUCAAGCGCCACCUCUGUUUGGCUUUGGUCAGGAGAGUUCCACUGUUUGAUAACAUGGAUGAGCGUCUGCUAGAUGCGAUAUGUGAACGAUUGAAGCCAAGCCUGUACACAGAGAGCACGUAUAUUGUGAGGGAAGGGGACCCUGUGGAUGAGAUGCUCUUCAUUAUACGUGGCCGCCUGGAGAGCAUUACCACUGAUGGAGGGAGGACUGGGUUCUUCAACCGGAGUCUCCUCAAGGAGGGAGACUUUUGCGGUGAGGAGCUAUUGACAUGGGCAUUGGACCCACGGUCAGGAGCCAACUUGCCAUCAUCCACAAGGACAGUGAGGGCCCUGACUGAGGUAGAGGCCUUUGCCCUCAUUGCUGAAGAGCUGAAGUUUGUAGCGAGCCAGUUCAGGCGGCUGCACAGCAGACAGGUGCAGCACACCUUCCGCUUCUACUCGCAACAGUGGCGCACAUGGGCAGCCUGCUUCGUCCAGGCUGCAUGGCGCCGCUACUCCAAGAGGAAGCUCGCCGAGAUUCGACGCAAAGAAGAGGAGGGUGAGGGCGAGGAUGAUGGCUCAAGUGGUGGUGGUGUUGGGCUUGGAGGCUCCUCGCCUUCAUCAAGCCUGGGAGCCACGAUCUAUGCCUCACGCUUCGCGGCCAAUGCUCUUCGUGGGGUGCACAGGCUAAGGACAAUGAAGAGCAAGGGAAGGGUAGGGGAUUUGGUCAAAGUACCGCAAAAACCCUCGGAGCCUGAUUUCACAGUCGAAGAAGAAGAAGCAGAUUGAUCAAUGUCAUGCCACCGGAUCAUGUACAUUACGGAUUAAUAUACCGACAGUUCCAAUAUACUGUUUCAUUGUAACAAGAAAAAGGCCCGCCUCACGUCCAUUAUUUUGAUAGGUUCGUUACUUGUACCAACAUGAAUUACACCGUUUGUCUUAUGUGAAAUUAAUACAUUAUAAGCAAAGCCAUUGAGCCCCACAAAUAUUUUCAAGGUCGCAGUUGUUCUUGAGUGUUCCAUUACUUCAAAGUUAAUAUUAAGAAAUGAUAAAAAAAGGAUUGGUGGUGUC